Gossypium arboreum is the source of this 1305-nucleotide messenger RNA. RefSeq lists its product as uncharacterized. The transcript has 3 exons. The record is from RefSeq and is a predicted model, not a curated record. Lineage: Eukaryota; Viridiplantae; Streptophyta; Magnoliopsida; Malvales; Malvaceae. The coding region runs from base 1 to 1305 and encodes 434 amino acids.
AUGGAUCCCGAUCGAACUAUGGCAGAUGACAUAGAAAGUAACGCGCUGGCUCCUACCAAAGGGGCGGUGCCAUCUGAUAAUCGACCUCCUACGACGUUAGUCUCAGUGGUACCUCAAGAAAGGGUCACAUGGGAAUUCUUCAAAGAGGAAUUCCAGAAGAAAUACAGUAGUGAGAGAUUUAUAGACCAAAAGCGUAAAGAAUUUCUUGACUUGAAACAAGGUCGCAUGACAGUUACUGAAUAUGAAAGAGAGUUCGUCCGACUCAGUAAGUACGCUCGGGUGUGUGUAUCCUCUGAGGCUAAGAUGUGUAGAAGAUUCGAAGACGGACUUAAUAAGGACAUUAGACUGUCAGUGGGUGCCCUUAAGUUGAAAGAGUUUGUAGUAUUUGUUGAUCGAGCCUGUAAAGCCGAGAAAUUAAUUAAGGAAAAUAAGAAAAUCGAAGCAAAAACUAGAGAUGCAAGGAAGAGAAAUGCGAGCAAAUCAUUUCCAUCACAAUCUAAGAAAUCCAAAGACGCCUACUCUCGCUCUCAUGCAUCAACCAGACAUUCAUACCGAGAUCGUAUAAAGCAAGAUUCAGAUUUUAAGUCUCAGGCUACAUCAGUGGCCAGCGUGGGUAAUGUCAGAUCUUCUAAACCAGAAUGCCAACAUUGUGGUCGAAAUCAUUUCGACAAAUGUAGGAUGAAUGAUGGAUCUUAUUUUCGGUGUAGUUCUCAAGACCACUUUAUCAAAGAUUGCCCCAAGAUGAUUGACAAAGAGAAGUUUCAAGGUACAAGACCAAGCGGCACAAAUUCUAAGGGAAGGCUUCAGAAGAAUGUUGGAACUGGGGCUAGCAGCAAUAAUAUGACGAGAGACACCAUCAUAAGGUCUAAAGCUAGGGCUCAAGCUAAAACCUAUGUUAUACGUGUACGUGAAGAUGCAUCAUCUCUUGAUGUGAUCACCGAUACAUUUUCUGUCUAUGAUAAUACUGCUAUUAAAUUGAAAUGCGAAAACGGUGAAACCCUUUGGGUUGAAUCAGGUGAACCAAGGAACUUGCCUAUUGUGAUAUUUUUGAUGUCGGCCCAGAAAUAUUUGAGGAAAGGAUGUGAAGCUUAUUUCGCUUUUGUAAUGAAUAAAAAGGAAUCAGAAUUAAAGGUUGAGUCAGUGCCGGUUGUAAGUGAAUAUGUGGAUGUAUUCCCAGAAGAAUUGCCUAGGUUACCCCCUAUUAGAGAAGUUAAAUUUGGCAUGGAGCUAAUACUAGGGACUACGCCUAUUUUGAUUGCUCCGUAUCGGAUGACCCCAAUUGAGCUGAAAGAACUAAAGUCAUAG